Pestalotiopsis fici W106-1 is the source of this 2352-nucleotide messenger RNA. RefSeq lists its product as uncharacterized. Gene Ontology annotation, molecular function: small GTPase binding; nuclear export signal receptor activity; RNA binding. NCBI's taxonomy places the organism in Eukaryota, Fungi, Ascomycota, Sordariomycetes, Amphisphaeriales, Sporocadaceae. The transcript has 5 exons. Gene Ontology annotation, biological process: RNA export from nucleus; protein export from nucleus. The record is from RefSeq and is a predicted model, not a curated record. Gene Ontology annotation, cellular component: cytoplasm; nucleus; RNA nuclear export complex. The coding region runs from base 1 to 2352 and encodes 783 amino acids.
AUGGCGUCUCAACACGUCAAUGGAAAUUCUGCCAUGGCGGGCCUCGGAGUCGCUAAUGGACAUGCGGGCGACAUGUCGGUCCUGCCCAAAAUCCACGAAGCUCUCGAGCUCAUUCACAACCCACGAGCCUCAAACCAGGACCGCCAAGAAGCCCAGCAGUUCCUGGAGCACGUCAAGAACCUCGACGAAGCCCCCUCGCAUGGCUACACGCUCGCCUCCGACAAGACCCAGUCCCCCGUCGUACGCCACUACGCUCUGUCGUUGCUCGAAAAUGCUAUCAAACACAGAUGGAACAAAUAUCCCGAAGAACACCAGGCUGCCCUCCGCCAGUGGGUGCUGGAGCUUGCCUCGAGCGUCUCUAGAGAAGAUCCCGGAUAUCUGCGCAACAAGAUUGCUCAACUUUGGGUUGAGGUGGCCAAGCGCGCCUGGGUCGAGCCCUGGAUGGAUAUGGACGCCCUUCUGGUGCAGCUCUGGAUGGUUCCCGACUCGGCGGUACACAAAGAGCUAGUGCUACUGAUCCUUGAGACGCUGUCUGACGAAAUCUUCAACUCCGACGACCCAGCCGUCACCGCGCGUGAGGGACUUCUUAGUAGGGCUUCCGUUGAGAUCUUCACACCUGCGGCUGUUCUACUGGAGACCUUUCCCAACCGAGAGGCAGGCCCAGAGGUCAGAUAUGGUGAUGAAGGAUGGCUGGGCAGGAUCACUCAAUUUUUGAGUCAGUGCCUGUCGGGUGAUCUGCAGAAUAACGAUGAGCUUCGAACCUGCGCCGUCAGAGCAUUUGCUGUCUUGUUCUCACUGAUGCCAUGGGUGAUCCCAAACGCCGCAACUGCUACUGGUUGCGUGCCCACCAUGUGCCAGGGCUUGCGGGCCUCCCAUAUAGCUGUGCAAAAGGGUGCGCUGCAAGCCAUGCACGCUCUCUACUCACGCACCAGCCUAGUGGACCAAGAGUUCCUCGACUUAGUGGUGCCAUUAUAUAAUAGUCAAUGUGUUGAGCUGUUUGGGCAACUUUUCCAGUGGUCAACUGUGGAUGCUGAAGAUAUAGAUGACGACAAGUAUCAAUUUGGCAAAAGGCUCUCAGAGCUUGUCUCCUUCCUGGGCAACUACCUCGACCGUCGAUUCGCAGUACUGCCCAAAGAGCCAGAACGGGUGGAUUUUCAAGGCUUUUUGCGGUUACUCCUAAUGGUUGCACAGAGCCAGAGUUUGAUAGUAUCCAUCCCUGUGCUAGUUACCUGGACGCGACUGCUGGGCCAUAAAUCGUUGGGGCAGAGCAUUGCGGAAUUACCAGAUUUCAUCGGUCCGCUGCUAGAGCUUUGUGCCUCGAGGCUGGUCAGAUACGAGAGCCUACCAGAAGACACCCAGGAUCCAACUUUUCUUUUCCUGAUGGAGGAUACUGACACGGUACCGGAGCGACAUGCGUUCCUCGGAAAUUACAGGCGUUAUGCCUCAACAAUCAUUGAGCUUAUAGUGCAGCUCAAACUGGCCGAUGCAGUCUCACAUGUUCUUAGACAGACGGAAAAUGUGCUGCAGAAUCCCUACGAUGGACAAACCGCUUUCGAUCCGUCCAAAUAUGAAAAGAACUCGCCUUCAGUCUUACGAGUAGAUGCGCAGGCUACGGUAAUAGAAGCUUCGCUCAGGGGCUGUUUGAAGUGGCGUGGAAGGACGGAUGUCAAGCCUGAAGACAUCGGCGCCCUCGAGGAUAUGCUCGAGGAUUGGGCUAGCCGUGUUUUGUCCAUGUCAUUCCAGGAUCCGAUAAUACGGAAGCGUGUACUCCAACUCCUGGUCGUCUUUUCCACUACAGCCCUUGAUAGAAAACCACGCUUUAUGCUUAAGGUGUUGGAGCAUAUUCUCAUGACGUGGCCCGCACCACAGCCCGAGUACCGACAGUACAAUGAAGCCAUCAAAGACUUGCAGACAGAGAGCAUGCUCGAAUUGCAAAGACUCGCCGCAAAAAUGCCAGAUCAUCUUUUGGAUGUCUAUGACCAAAUCGCUGCCAAGGUCAAUGACAUGAUUGCCUCAGGCACCAUGGACGAGAAGCGCCAGAUCACAUAUCAGACUUUUCUAUUUACAAUCAUUCACCGAUGCAGCCGACUUGAUCGGGAUACGAAGAUACAAAAGCUCCAAGAGUUUGUGCAGCCCAUCAAGUCACAAUGGCGCAACGAGAAGCUCAAGUCGGCUUUGGCAUCGUAUAGUGGAUUCUGCGAGAUGAUGGCUUUGGACAAGGCUCAGGAAUAUCUGGCUAGAAGGCGAGUCCAUGAAGUCGCCGACUGGGGCUCAAUGGCAUUGGACGAUGAGGGCAAGGCUUUGCAGGCGGAAAUGGAAGAGCGACAAGCGGCAGGUCACCAUAUCCACUGA